UCAAUAUUUCAGGAAAACUAAGUCUCAUAGGCUGUUCAAAUUAUAACUUGGACUUGCAUGGGGCUAUCAUAUUCAUGCCCCUUCACCGCGAUUACAGAAUUAGAAAACGCUUCACGGGCCAUAAGUUUAGAGGAUAAUGAAUCAAUUGCUUCCAAUUCAGCCGAAGAAACAGAGCUAGAUUACACGAAAAUGAAGGAAAUGUGCACCGGAUUUGCAAAAUUUGACAAUGUGAUGGAUGAAUUCACACAAUCGUCUAUUUUUGAUUUAGGGAGCCCGGAACAUGAAGCAGCCAUUAAGUUACAAAAAGUGUAUAAGAGUUUUCGAACCAGAAGAAAGCUAGCAGACUGUGCAGUACAAAUAGAGCAAAGCUUGUGGAAGCUUCUAGAUUUUGCAGAACUAAAAAGAAGUUCUAUUUCAUUUUUCAAUGUCGACAAGCAAGAGACCGCCUUUUCGCGCUGGUCUAGAGCAAGAACACGGGCUGCCAAGGUUGGAAAAGGUUUAUCAAAGAACAGUAAAGCCCAAAAGCUUGCUUUGCAACAUUGGCUCGAGGCGAUUGAUCCAAGACAUCGUUAUGGGCACAAUCUUCAUUUCUAUUAUGGAAAGUGGCUGUUGUCUCAAAGCAAAGAACCUUUCUUUUAUUGGUUGGAUAUCGGAGAAGGGAAAGAAAUAAAUCUUGUUGAUAAAUGCCCGCGAUCAAAGCUUCAACAACAAUGUAUCAAAUACCUUGGCCCAAUAGAAAGAAAGGCAUAUGAAGUUGUGAUGAAAGAUGGAAAGCUAUUAUACAAACAAACAGGGGAAUUCCUUGAUACAACAGGAGAACCGAAGGGUUCUAAAUGGAUAUUUGUGCUCAGUACGUCGAAGGUUUUGUAUGUUGGGAUAAAGAAGAAAGGGUCAUUUCAACAUUCAAGUUUUCUAGCUGGUGGAGCGACAUUGGCUGCUGGGAGAGUCGUUGCCGAGAAAGGAACACUAAAGGCAAUCUGGCCUCAUAGCGGGCAUUAUCGUCCUACACAAGAAAAUUUCCAAGAUUUCAUUUCAUUUCUCAAGGAAAAUGAUGUGGAUAUGACUUAUGUUAAGAUGGAUUCAGAUGAAGAUAAAGAACAUAUAAGCAAUCACAUAAGAACUCACUCAUCAGAAGAAGAAACGACCGAAAAAGAGCCUCUCAAGAAUAAUGAUGAUCAUUUGGGCUUUCAAUUUGAUGGUCUUUUCAAGAACUUAAGUAAUCUUGAAAUACCAAAAUGCGAUGAUCCUCAAACAAACAUUAACACCAAAAACCAAAAACCCGAAUCAUGUUGCAAAGACUUAACCAGUGAGACAAUCUUGGAUGGUUAUGAACCAGCAGAAGACUCAUUUGAUCCACUGCAAAAUGACACUCCUUCAUUAAAUGGGCUCUCAGAUAAUGAAGAUGAACCAAGUAUUGAUGAGACUGUUUCUCAAAAGACUAAUUCACAAAAAGAUACAAAUUCUUUUCAACUAGGAGACCAAUUAUCUUGUAAAUGGAGCACCGGCGCUGGACCUCGAAUCAGUUGUUUAAGAGACUAUCCAACAGAGCUACAAUCACAUGCAUUAGAACAAGCCAAUUUGUCACCAAGAAGUGCCCCAACCAGCCUUAGGUUUACAAACACAGAAUUCUGUACAAGCCCUUUAUCUUAUGAAAACAGAAGUUUGCUACGAAGAUAUAACCGGCCUUAUAGAACACAAUCAACUCCAUCACGUAUUGGAUCGUUGAAACUAGAAUGCACAGAUUUUCAUGAACAGUAGUCAGUGAAUAUUAUCUGAGUUACUAAUUUUUGUGAUUAAUAUUUCUUAAUUCUUUUAUUUUAGUGUUAGGCAUUCUUUGGAAGUUUAAUUGUUCAGUCAAGUAUACAACAU
This is a messenger RNA of Erigeron canadensis, 1869 nucleotides long. Its product is annotated as IQ domain-containing protein IQM2-like. The transcript is spliced from 7 exons. Bases 58 to 1758 code for a protein of 566 amino acids. The record is from RefSeq and is a predicted model, not a curated record. Lineage: Eukaryota; Viridiplantae; Streptophyta; Magnoliopsida; Asterales; Asteraceae.